GACUCAUCUGUUUUAUUUUUUCCCAUCUUUACGUACAAAGACACGGCAGCAGGGGCUUCACAUCACAAAAAUGAGCCAUUCCGAGGAGCCUAAAGUGAACAUUACCCCCAGGAUUGUGGAGGAAGAGACCAUGGCUUCGGGAAAAUGGGUGAAGCUGGAGAAGACGACAUACGUGGAUUCAGCUGGAAACACCAGAAUCUGGGAGACUGUGAAAAGAAUGACAAGACAAAGCCACACACAAACAGAUGGUGUGGGAAUCAUCGCUCUACUGAAACGGACGCUCCAUAAGGACUGUGUGGUAAUGGUGAAGCAGUUCCGUCCUCCUCUGGGAUGCUAUGCUCUGGAGUUUCCUGCAGGGCUGAUGGACGAGGGCGAAACAGCUGAGGCGGCUGCACUGAGAGAGCUGAAGGAAGAAACGGGCUACAAAGGCGAAGUGGUGGGAGUCACGCCAGUGACCUGUCUGGAUCCUGGUCUGUCCAACUGCACCACCCAGAUUGUCAUGGUCAACAUCAACGGAGAUGAAAUGGAGAACAUCAACCCAACACAGCAGCUCGGUGAUGGAGAGUUUGUCGAAGUCAUUCUUUUACCUCUUGAAGGAUUCCAGAAGAAAAUAGAUGAGUUGCUGAAAAAAGAAAAAAUUGUGGUGGACUCCAAAGUUUACAUCUAUGCCAUGGGCAUGGCACAGGCUUUCUUCAAACCAAAGGAAGUUCCUGUCCUCAAACAGUGAUGUAGAAGGCUAAACCCCCAUUUUUUUU
Messenger RNA from Thalassophryne amazonica, 755 nucleotides. RefSeq names its product nudix (nucleoside diphosphate linked moiety X)-type motif 5 (gene nudt5). Gene Ontology annotation, cellular component: nucleus. Gene Ontology annotation, molecular function: ADP-ribose diphosphatase activity. The transcript is spliced from 10 exons. Bases 71 to 727 code for a protein of 218 amino acids. NCBI's taxonomy places the organism in Eukaryota, Metazoa, Chordata, Actinopteri, Batrachoidiformes, Batrachoididae. The record is from RefSeq and is a predicted model, not a curated record. Gene Ontology annotation, biological process: nucleoside phosphate metabolic process; ribose phosphate metabolic process.